Acaulospora morrowiae is the source of this 697-nucleotide messenger RNA. The record is from the annotation of a GenBank genome assembly. Lineage: Eukaryota; Fungi; Glomeromycota; Glomeromycetes; Diversisporales; Acaulosporaceae.
AUACAAAGAGUUGAUAGACUUGAUACAUUCCAAGGUCAUCAAUCUCCCUUGGAGUUUUCUGGCACAAGAAAAUAAGAGCAGAAGCUAUUUGUACCUAGUUGAUCUGGUGCAAUUCCAUGCAUGGGUUUCAGACUGUCGCGAAAAGGGAAAACAAAAGAGACGUGCAGUGAUAGAUAGGGACACGGGUACUGACACGGGUGCUGAGCAUGAUGAGACAAUAAGCACAGGUCAAGUUGAUCACGGAGGUGAAAGUAGAUCUCCGGAGAAAACCUACAGUAAGGAACGUGUUACAAGCGAAGAACAUAGAUCGGAUGUUUCCGAUGUACCCCUGGAUGAUGAAGAAUUAGAGGAGUAUAUGCGGACCGAAAAUGAGAUUGAAAUGGCAAAGAAUUCAUGGGAAGAUCAAGAAAGUUCAGGCGAUCAAAGCGAACAUAACAAUACCAAAAAUAAGGUGUAUAAAAAACGAAAACAAGUCCUUCGCGAGAAAGGCACGUUCAAGAAACGCCGAGUUGAGGAUCGACUUGAGGCAUCACAAUCUGAUGGGUUUGGAGAUACGGAUGGGGAUGAUGUCGCAAGCGAUGCACGCAAAAAAGUAGCAAGAACCGAAAAGAGUUCUGGUGGGGAAUCGAACGCACCCAAGUUAAAGCUUAACUUUGACCCAAGUACCAUCGAUAUGAAUUUGUUUGACCACAUAUAG